This is a messenger RNA of Trametes versicolor FP-101664 SS1, 678 nucleotides long. RefSeq names its product clathrin coat assembly protein ap17. Gene Ontology annotation, molecular function: clathrin-cargo adaptor activity. The record is from RefSeq and is a predicted model, not a curated record. Lineage: Eukaryota; Fungi; Basidiomycota; Agaricomycetes; Polyporales; Polyporaceae. Gene Ontology annotation, biological process: clathrin-dependent endocytosis; protein transport. The coding region runs from base 123 to 554 and encodes 143 amino acids. Gene Ontology annotation, cellular component: intracellular membrane-bounded organelle; AP-2 adaptor complex. The transcript has 6 exons.
CUUGCUCUCGACGCCCAUCUCGACCUCACAUUAACCUUGCUAUCGGUCUUGGUCUCAGUCUCGCGUACUCUGCAUCCAAUAUACCCCUUCUCUGAAUUUCCGCCCCUGCGAAUGCACCAGCCAUGAUUCGCUUCAUCCUCGUCCAGAACCGCCAGGGGAAGACCCGCCUCUCCAAAUGGUACGUCCCAUAUGAUGAUGACGAGAAGGUCCGCUUGAGGGGAGAGGUGCACCGGCUGGUCGCACCGCGCGACCAGAAGUACCAGUCGAACUUCGUCGAGUUCCGGAACCACAAGGUCGUGUACCGCCGCUACGCGGGCCUGUUCUUCUGCGUAUGUGUUGACGCGGACGACAACGAGCUCGCAUACCUGGAGGCCAUCCACCUCUUUGUUGAGGUUCUCGACUCGUUCUUCGACAACGUGUGCGAGCUCGACCUCGUCUUCAACUUCUACAAGGUUUAUGCGAUCCUUGACGAGGUAUUCCUCGCGGGUGAGGUCGAAGAGACAAGUAAGGAUGUCGUACUGGCAAGGUUGGAAGAACUGGAAAAGCUUGAGUAGCCGUGCUGUACCAUGUUUUUCCGUUGGUUACCAGGACAUAACUCUGUUUAUUUGACAAGUGGCAGUCAUUGGAACUGUCCAUACGCGCAACACCAGCCCCUUGGCUGGUACUCUAUACUUCGCG